Messenger RNA from Hydractinia symbiolongicarpus, 1217 nucleotides. Its product is annotated as neural cell adhesion molecule L1-like. The record is from RefSeq and is a predicted model, not a curated record. Gene Ontology annotation, molecular function: protein binding. The coding region runs from base 113 to 1090 and encodes 325 amino acids. NCBI's taxonomy places the organism in Eukaryota, Metazoa, Cnidaria, Hydrozoa, Anthoathecata, Hydractiniidae. The transcript has 3 exons.
AAGGGGGAAAUGAUGCUACAUAUUAUAUUUACUUUAAAUGCAUUUUUUAUUUCUUGCAAAUGUCUUUACGUGUAAGGUUGGAUAAAAAGAUAAUUUGGUAAGGUAAGAUCAGAUGGAGUUGCUUUUAAUAUUUUGUAAUAAUUCGAUCAUUUGCGCAUGGUAUAUAUAUAUUUUUUUAUUAGCUUUUGGAGGAUCUUUUGUUCAAGUAACAGUUGAUUUAUUACCGACUAUUGGUCCAUUCCCAGAGGAAGCAAACGCAACAUUAAAAUGUGACUUUAGUGGGAAACCGAAACCUACGAUUACUUGGUUAAAAGAUGGAAUCAACAUCACAAUUAAAAAUGGUAGUUAUGAAGUAUCAAAUGAUAAUCGAGAAAUGAAACUGAUUAACAUCAAUAGAAACAUACAUUCAGGAAAAUAUAGAUGUCUAGGAAGUAACUUUCAUUCUCAAAAUGUGAGGAGCACCUUAUCGACAGUCUCAGUUAAAUGGUUCAACGACAUAUUCAAAUAUGCAGAUACUGAAAAGUUUUUCUACAAUAAAGAUGGUUACAGAUCAGUAAAAUUCACAUGUUCCCCUCCAAACUCAAACCCUGUGAUAUCGGAAACUGAAAGAAACGUACAUUGGUUAAAAGGAUCUGACAGUGUACGAAUAAAUGGCAAAAAGUCAACGGUAAAAGAGAAUGGAAUCAUUAAAGAUUCGAUCGAAUUCGAUGCUCAGUUGGCAGAUGUUGGAAUAAUUGCAUGUGCUUACGCUCACCCCGCUGGCGUGCGCAUUCAUAACAUGACUCUUAGCUUAUUAGACGGUCCACUCCCACCACGAGCACUUACACUCUCAAUUGAUCGAUUCAAUCGAGUGACUUUGACAUGGAACGAACCUGAAGAAGCCAUUGAUGAAUACCGUAUUAAUUAUGGCAUUAAAGGUACGCCAGGAAAACAUGUCACUGUCCAACGUGACAAAAAGUCAUACAUGAUUUCCGAUUUUGAAGAGCAAAAGAUUUACAAAAUUUCAUUGUGGUCUGCUAAAGAAGGCAAGCUAAGUUUACCAUUGACCGAUGAAGUUUUGACAGUGAAAAAACCUGGUGAGGAUUUGUAAUUUCUUCUUGCAUUUUGCAGUUGCAAGCAUGUCAAACGUAUAUGCAAACGCGCAUGAGAGAUGUGUUGUAUGUAUCCUUCAUAUUAAUCUAUCCAAAAAUUAACACGAUUAAAUAAAAUAUAGGAAA